AUGGAACAGGCAACGGAGGGCGGAUCCGGCUCCGGCUCCGGCGUUAACGCCGGCCGCGAUUGGUCCGGCUUGCCGGAGGAGCUGCUGGUCAGCUUCCUGCUGGCGAUGGACGUCCCCGGCGCCGUCCGCUCCGGCGCGGUCUGCACCUCCUGGAACGCGGCGUACGCCGCCUUCCGCCGGCUCCGCGCGCCGUCGCCGAGGCAGCCCCCGUGCCUUCUCUACGCCAGUGACUCCCUUGCCCCCGGCGCCGCCGCGCUCCACUGCGUGGCCACCGGCGCCACGCUGCGGAUCCCCUUCCCGCGGGCCCCGCUUGCCCGCCGGCCCCUGCUGGGCUCCGGCCACGGCUGGGUGGUCACCGCCGACGAGGCCUCCAACCUGCACCUCGUCAACCCCGUCACGGGCGCCCAGGCCGCGCUCCUGCCGGUCACCGCGCUCCACAACGUCAAGAUGGGCACGGACGAGCGGGGCGGCCCCGCGUACACCGUCUACGACGAGCCGGGCCCCAACUCCAAGCCGCCGAUCAUCCUGGAGAUCGGCCGGGCGCACGAGUACCUGUACCACCGGGUGGUGCUCUCGACCAGCCCCUCCGCCAGCCGCGCCUGCGUUGUUGUCCUCCUGCACAUGCCAAUGGGUAAGAUAUCCUUCACCAAGCUCGGCGACGACCGCUGGACCUUGUUCUCGCCGUGUGAGGGCACCGGGCUCCCGUGGAAGUGCUUCUACAAGGACGCCAUGUACAGUGACGUUGACGGCUUGUUCUACCUUCUCCUGAUCAAUGCCUCCAUAGUUAGCUUGGACCUCAAUGGGUCCUCGCCGGUGGCUCGCAUGAUCCUCGACAACGUGUCAGGCACGGGCACUCGGGCCAAGUACCUAGUUCAGACACCGGCGGGUGACUUCUUGCAAGCUUGGAGGUUGAAGGACUAUGUCGACUCGCCAACACCAGUGGACAUUCCGCAAGAAUACAUGGACGAGGAAGAAGGCCAGGACCCAUAUGUAGAGCUCAACACCGUUGAUAUAGAGAUCUACAAGGUUGACCUCCAUGGUCAGAAGCUGGAGUUGAUGAAGGGUUUGCCGGACUAUGCGUUGUUUCUCGGCUUUAAUGCCUCGAUGUGCCUACCAAUUAAGGAUUUUGACGGAUUAAAAGCGAAUUGUGUUUACAUAACCGACGACUCCCCGGAGUAUGUGAAUCUUCUGAAUUGUGACAAUUUAUUUAAGAAGUACACUUUCUAA
Messenger RNA from Panicum virgatum (switchgrass), 1227 nucleotides. RefSeq lists its product as uncharacterized. The transcript has 2 exons. The record is from RefSeq and is a predicted model, not a curated record. Bases 1 to 1227 code for a protein of 408 amino acids. NCBI's taxonomy places the organism in Eukaryota, Viridiplantae, Streptophyta, Magnoliopsida, Poales, Poaceae.